Molecule: messenger RNA, 3256 nt
Organism: Colletotrichum godetiae
Lineage: Eukaryota; Fungi; Ascomycota; Sordariomycetes; Glomerellales; Glomerellaceae
Product: telomere length regulation protein
Exons: 3
Coding region: 204-3182 (992 amino acids)
Biological process (GO): protein stabilization; telomere maintenance via telomerase
Cellular component (GO): cytosol
Molecular function (GO): telomeric repeat DNA binding; Hsp90 protein binding
Source: RefSeq, a predicted model, not a curated record
GAACUACCUUACGGAUAUAUUCCUAACAGUCAGAAUUUCCAUCCGAUACUUCAACCACAGAUCAAAGCAAUCAGAGAAGAUCUGCUCGCCAACAACUCGGGACUUCUUCAACCUUUGGGCUGAUUCUUCGAGGACUCCAUCUUCAUUCUGUUACAAAACCAUGCAAGCACCAUUGUCUCCCACUUGAAAGGGAAUCGUCAAGCAUGGACGACUUCUUUACCCCGGUCAGCACCACCUACCGCAAGGCAAGGCCAGAUGAACUCUCAGCGGAAGAUGUAGCCACAAACAACAAGCAGUCCCAAUCAUCGAAACCGACUGCCACUGAAAUCCUCUCAGCAGAACAUGCUCUAGAGACUCUGAAGAAUCAGCCAAAUUAUGAUACUCUGAUUGGAGUCCUCAAGUCCCUCACAGAUGGCAGUGUUGCAGCAACAGGCUUCAGGCUUGCGACACCUAGCCCCGAAGCUGCGCAAAUUGUUCAGUGUCUCGUCUCGGAGAUUGUUCCCAACUACUGGCCUUUGCUCAAAGAGGACGCUGCCGGAGGAUCUAGUAUACAAGAUAUUGACAGCCCAAGAGACGUCGAGUUGCUGCUCCGGUGCUUGAGAAGCGUCACGGGUCUCAACGCCAUCAUCACUCGCAUGAAGGCCUUGGUGCAAGAAUCCAAGGCGAGCGUCAAAGAUGUGAAGCGACCAGAUCUGAGCCUAAAUUUAAAUGUGCUACUCGAGGUCAGCUCAGCGGUGCUGGGCAAGGACGAGUACCUUGCUACACUGUGGAUGGCGAGCAGCAUUGGACUGGAAUCUAUGGCGAGAAGACGACCAAUGUCGAAUGAGUUCAUUGCGCUGAUAGCUGAAGGACGACUUAUUUCAGUCGCAGCAGAGGCAGAUGCCAUCGCCAACCCGGACAGAAUCGGCAAAACCCAAUUUUGGAUCGCAGACGGGCAACAAUACAGCAGGUGGCUGGGUCGAAGUGUCGGGGCGUGGGCGAAGGACGAAAUCUUGUCUGAAGAUGUGAAGCUCUGUUCGGAAGUUUUCACAAGAUCACUUCGCCUGGGUUAUUCUGAUGCCCUGAUGAAGCAGUUCAUCGGAGAACUUCUGUUAGGCCCUGAGCAAAGCCGAAACGCGUUCUUCAAGCUCUUUGGCCAUUUCUCUCAACUCGAGCAAAAGCGAGUCAUCUUUGCUGUUCUCAAGCAUUUGUCGGAGGCAUUCCUCAACAAGCUAGGCGACGUCGAGCCUCUGAAGCCAAACUCGACGAUAUCCGCUGCUGCUGGAGUCAUCGAGAAAAUGGUCGCUGGCGAAGAAAGUCGUAAAACACAUCUCAUCUCUUGGUUGACCAGCUCAACUGGUGCCGGCCUGGGCGAUGGCAUAGGUAUCAGGCGCGCAGUCAUGGCGGCGCUUGCACAGGACAAAGAAUGCGUCACCCUUGUGUUUGAGAAGAGCCUUCACCAGUUCGGCGAUCAGCUAUACAUCAAGCACUCCCCGAUCAUGCAACAACAAGCCCAUGCUCAGGUCCUCCUCCUUAGCACCAGUUAUGUCAAUAAGCUCUCGUCUCUGAAGCUCAAAAUGCUCAUGCGAUCUUCAAGCUACCUUAAUACCGUGUCCAACCGGAUCGGUGCCUCACAAGAGAGGGCUAGAUUCUUGGGUAUGGCAGUGGGCGAGGCCCUCUCAAGCCUCAUCGACGGCGGUGAUAAGAAGCUGGAUUUCAAAAUGGAGGAAAUGGCAACGGAUGAAGCCCAGUUCUACAAAGAUCUCGCCAAAACGCUAGACAGUGCCGGACCUAUUGACCUGUUGAUCACCACUAUCGAGGAGAAACAAAAGAGACAGCCGCAACCACCAGUUCCCUCCCGCCGAAAGCCAGUACCAAAACCCAAGCAAACAGCCGCGCCCUCAAAGUUCAUCAUCCAAGAGGUCUCAGAUUCUGAAAGCGAGGACGAGGACCUCGUACCCUACGCCAAGCCCCCCGACGAUGCAGAAGACUCAGACGAAGAUGCCACGCUCAUCCGUCGCGACAAGCCGAAGGCCCCAGUCUACAUUCGCGAUCUCAUAGCCUACCUUCGCGACACUGAUAACUACGACAAGCAGAAAUUGGCCCUCACCACGGCCCCGCCCCUGAUCCGCCGCAAGGCAAACUUUGGCACGGAGGUCUCCUCCCAUGCAGACGAGCUCGCCACGCUUCUUGUCGGUCUACAGGACAAGUUUGAGAUUGAAAAUUUCCACAACCUUCUUCUUCAGGGUAUGAUAGCCAUCGUUGCAGCACAGCCCCAGAAAAUGGGACAGUGGUUCGCAAAGACCUUCUUUGACGGCGACUACUCUAUUUCCCAGCGUGCCUCGAUCCUUAUCGUCCUCGGCCUCAGCGCUCGUGAGCUCGCCGGCUUCGACACCUCAGAAUACGCGGCCGCCGCCUCGUUCCCCUCUAAACGCCUCCCGGAGAAGAUGGAAGCGCUCUACCUCGACGUGUCCACCGCCCAAGCCCGCCUUGCAUCCUCGUCAAACCUGAAGGCCAUCCCCGCCAACGCCCUCGACACCAUCGCCGACUCUUUAACAUCCUCCUUCUUAGCCCCAAUCGCCGCCAACGCAGCAGACGCAACAACGGGACCAGGCGUCCUCAAGCUCUCAACCUUCACCUCCCGUCUCCCCUCAAAAUCCACCAAGAAACCCGGCAUCCGCUCCAUCCCCAACACAACGGCCACCCUCCUCGCCACCUCCUUCUUCUUCCCUUUAACGGCCCGCUUCCAACACGCCCUGCGCUCCCACUCGGCCCGCUCAGUCAUCUUCAUCCAACCCUACCUACUCCCCCUCUACCUCAAGACCCUAGCCGUGCUCGUCCACGCCGCGGGCCCCGCGACGCUCGCCCUCCCGCAGAUGACGGCCGAACUCUGGGAUCUUCUGCUAGGCAUCCGCGCCCACGUCAACGGCGACGUGCCCGGCACGCACGCGCUGCUCAUCGCGCUGGCGGCUAUGCUCGAGGUCAAUGAGGCGUCUGACAUGCGGCGGCUGUGCGAGGCGCAUCCGCGCGAGGUCGUCGAGACGCAGGAGUGGGUUAGCGGUGUCUUUAACGGCACGCGGGGCGAAGAUGGCGGGGAGGAGAAUAAUGUCAAGAUGCUCUCUGCCGCGGUGCUCAUCAAGCUGCAGGAGGCAACGGAGAAGUACCGGGCCUUACUUCUGGGUGACAUGAUAGGUUUCUCAUAGAGUACGAUAGAACAGGCAGAGACAGUCUCAAAAGGGAAUCCAUGUUAUUGUAAAUAACCAUAUCUGACGUGGGC